AUGAUUACUCUUCUUUCACAUGACAAAGAAUCUUAUACAGUUGAGCAUGCCAUUGCAGAGCGCUCCGUUCUGCUAAAAAAUAUGCUAGAGGAUCUAGGUGAUACUUCCGACACCACUAUUCCCCUUCCAAAUGUUGUGGAGUACUGUACAUAUCACAAAAACGACCCACCUCCACCUCUGUCCGAAUCUAAAGAGGAUGUUGAAGUCAUUCGUCGUCGUGCCGACAAUAUUUCUGAAUGGGACAUGCAGUUUAUAAAGGUGGAGAAUGACGACCUUCUCGAGUUGAUUCUUGCUGCAAAUUAUAUGGAUAUUAAACCGCUACUUGAUCUCGGGUGCAUGACUGUUGCCAAUAUGAUCAAGGGAAAGACUGCCGAAGAGAUUAGAACUGCUUUUAAUAUUGAAAAUGAUUUUACUCCUGAAGAAGAAGAGCAGAUUAUGAGGGAGAAUGAAUGGGCGGCAGACGCUUAA
Molecule: messenger RNA, 468 nt
Organism: Batrachochytrium dendrobatidis JAM81
Lineage: Eukaryota; Fungi; Chytridiomycota; Chytridiomycetes; Rhizophydiales
Exons: 4
Coding region: 1-468 (155 amino acids)
Biological process (GO): SCF-dependent proteasomal ubiquitin-dependent protein catabolic process; mitotic cell cycle
Cellular component (GO): nucleus; cytoplasm
Molecular function (GO): cullin family protein binding
Source: RefSeq, a predicted model, not a curated record